Molecule: messenger RNA, 1668 nt
Organism: Lathyrus oleraceus (garden pea)
Lineage: Eukaryota; Viridiplantae; Streptophyta; Magnoliopsida; Fabales; Fabaceae
Product: protein SHORT-ROOT
Exons: 1
Coding region: 147-1472 (441 amino acids)
Source: RefSeq, a predicted model, not a curated record
ACAAGUUAUGAAAAUGACCAUGACCAUAUAUAUAAUUUCCUAAAAAAAAUAGUUUCUAAGCACAAAAGUGAUUGAAAAACAAAGCACAGCUAGCAAAGUUGCUUUUCUUCAAAUUCAAAGAGUGCCACCAUAAAGAGAAUCAAAGCAUGGAGAUAAGUCCUUACAAUACUUCCAAGAAGAAAACACAGUUGAAGAAGCUGAUCAACCAAAAUAACUAUAUUCUUCAUGAAGCUUCUUCACACAUAGACAUGAUUCCUACAUCAUCAAGCAAUCAUCAAACAUCUUCAGAUAAUUCUAGUGAAACAUGUCAUCAUGAUCAAGAUGGUAAAUGGUCUUCCAAACUUCUCAAAGAGUGUGCAAUAGCAAUAUCUAAUAGAGAUUCAUCCAAAAUCCACCAUCUUCUUUGGAUGUUAAAUGAGUUAUCUUCACCUUAUGGUGAUAUUGAUCAAAAACUAGCUUCUUAUUUUCUACAAGCACUUUUCUCCAAGGCAACACAAUCUGGUCACAAGUGUUACAAAACUCUCUCUUUAAUCGCUUCCAAAAACCACUCUUUUGAUUCAGCAAGAAAAUUGAUACUCAAGUUUCAAGAGGUGAGUCCAUGGACAACUUUUGGACAUGUGGCAUCAAAUGGUGCUAUUUUGGAAGCUUUAGAAGGAGAGAAAAAGCUUCAUAUAAUUGAUAUUAGUAACACACUUUGUACUCAAUGGCCUACUCUUCUAGAAGCUUUAGCUACAAGAAACGAUGAAACACCUCAUCUUAAGCUCACAAUUGUUGUCACAAGCAAAAACUCUAGUGAUGUUGUUAUGAAGGAAGUUGGUCAAAGAAUGGAGAAAUUUGCUAGGUUAAUGGGAGUACCUUUUGAGUUGAAUGUUAUUAGCGGUUUGAAACAUCUAAGAGAGUUAACAAAAGAGAGAUUAGGAAUUCAAGAAGAUGAAGCAGUAGCUUUGAAUUGUGUUGGAGCAUUGAGAAGAGUUGAAGUAGGAGAAAGAGAGAGUUUGAUUAAGUUUUUCAAAUCACUUUCUCCUAGAGUUAUAACAUUUGUUGAGGAAGAAGGUGAUUUUGUUAGUGAUGACUUUGUUAAAUGUUUCGAAGAGUGUCUUAAAUUCUAUACACUUUAUUUUGAGAUGUUAGAGGAGAGUUUUCCACCAACAAGUAAUGAAAAGUUGAUGUUGGAAAGAGAGUGUUCAAGAAGCAUAGUUAGGGUUUUGGCUUGUGAUCAUGAAUUUGAUGAUGAAGAAAGUGGUGAUGAUUGUGAGAAAAGAGAGAGAGGUAAAAAAUGGUUUGAAAGACUAAAGAAUGAAUUUUCACCUUGUGGAUUUAGUGACGAUGUUGUUGAUGAUGUCAAAGCGUUGCUAAAAAGGUACCAAAGUGGUUGGUCACUUGUUGUGCCUCAAGGAGAUGAUAAUAUUUCAGGAAUUUACUUGACAUGGAAGAAUGAACAAGUUCUUUGGGCAUCAACAUGGAAACCCUAGAAGUUUAUGUAUCUAUAUAUGGCUAAUGAUGAUAUAUAGAAAAGAAUGAAGAGAAUGAUUAUAAUAAAUUAAGGAUGUUUGGUUUGGUUUGAUUUGUGUGGAUAAUAUAGCCAUUAAUUAGUAUUGGAUUUUUCUUUUAACUUUCUCUUUUGAUUUUGUAUACUUUGUAAUUUUUCUUAAUAUAUUGUUCUUGUUU